Paramecium tetraurelia is the source of this 5922-nucleotide messenger RNA. RefSeq lists its product as uncharacterized. The record is from RefSeq and is a predicted model, not a curated record. The transcript has a single exon. Lineage: Eukaryota; Ciliophora; Oligohymenophorea; Peniculida; Parameciidae.
AUGUAUCGCAAUCAAUCAUUGAAUAUUUCAUAAUUUAAAAUAAGAAUGAAAGACCUAGGUCAAUCUCUGAUUUUGAUAUAUUUGCUUAUUCUCGUUUAAAAUACUUCUGCAGAGCCAACCACUCUGAGUGUUUCUAAUGCAACUUGUUCUUGCACUUAAGUUUUAACUGAGAAAGAAUGCAAAGAACGUAAAUGCUAUUGGAACAAUAAUGUGUGUUCCAAUUUAACUUUAAAGACUACUAAUUAUUGCGAAUUGAUAGGGAUUGAAGUAUGUAUGAGUACACCAGGUUGUGCUAAUGUUUCUGAGAAAUGCGUUUCUUUCUCAGGAUGCAGCACAUAUCAAUACCAUACGAAUGAAAUAUGCUAAAACAUCUCAACGAGUUGUACGACAGAUGGAGAAUAGUGUAUAGAAUUGGAUAAGUGUAGUAAUUACACAAAUUAGAUAAGUUGUGUUAGGGAUGAAACUGGAAAAUUUUGUUAUUGGAAUACUGAUAAGAAGGUAUGUUCAUUGACAACAAGUUGUGAUCUAUUACCAAACACUUUGAAUUCUGAUGGUUUAUGUAGAGCAUAGAUCAGUAGCUGCACAAUGAAGAACGGUGGUGGAUGUGAGGUAAGUGGAGAAAAAUGUGAAAAUCAAAAAUUUGAGGGAGCUUGUUUUACAAGUCUAGAUCAAAAAACUAAGUGUAUUUGGGAUACAAAUAUAUGCAAAGAUAAAACUUGUAUAAACGCACUUCAAACCAAUACAACCCAUGAUUUAUGUACAGCAUAUUUAGCCACUUGUACAGUUAAUGAUACAUUAAAUGGAUGCCAAGAUUUACCAGUGUAAUGUUCAGCAUUGAAUCUUUAGAAUAAUUGUAUAAUUAACAGUGGUGGAUAAAAGUGUUAUUGGAACAAGAACAAUAAAAAAUGCGAAGAUAAAAAUUGUGAUAAUGCAUCUGAUGAUAAUUAGAAUCAUGAUAUGUGUUAGCAAUGGUUGAGUAUUUGCACUGUUAAUUCUGGAGGAAUAGGUUGUUAGACUAAAUUAAGUGAUUGUACAAAAUACACUGCUUCAAAUCAAUGUGUUUAGACAUUAACAGGAGAUGAAUGUUUUUGGAAUGAGGGCAAGUGUUUAUUAAAAUCUUGUGAGAAUGCUCCCUCUACUAAUAUUACUGAUGAAAUGUGUUCUUAAUUUUUAUCUACUUGCACUGUUCAAAUUGACUUAACUGGAUGUGAAAAGAAAAAGACCUCUUGUUCUCUCUUCGCCAAAGAAUAACAGUGUGUAUCUUAAUUGAAUGGAAAGUUGUGUAUAUUUUAGAAUAAUGUGUGUAUUGAGAGACUUUGCAGUAAUGCAUCUGAAGACUUUACAAAUGAUUAGGAAUGUAAGAGGUUCUCGUCUACUUGUAUGGUCAAAUCUACUUAUAAAGGAUGUGUUUUACAAGAAUGCAAGAAUAUUUUAACAGGUGAUAAUUGUACCUUUGAUUAUCAAAAUAAAAAAUGUUAUUAUGGAUAAUAGUGUUAAUAAAGAAGUUGUGCUAAUGCUCCAUUGACAUAUAAAACAGAUGCGGAAUGUAGAGCCUUUUUAAAUGAUUGCACAGUCACUUAAUAACUUAAAGGAUGUAUUGAGAGACCACUAUCAUGUGAUAGAUUGAGCGAAAAAUAAUGUAUAAUGUUAAGUGAUAAUGUGACAAAAUGUAGUUGGAAUGAUGAUAAUGAGAAUAAUAAAGUAUGUAGAAUCUUGGAUUGCUCAGAUAUUAUACCAGGAACAUAAACGAAUGAAACUUGUAGUGCUUUCGAUCCCUCCUGUACAGUUGCUGAUCUUUCAAGUACAUGCAUGAAAAAACCUUUGGGUUGUUCAUUGAUGCUAAACAAAUAGCAUUGUUUUGGAGUAGUUCUUAUAGAUAUGAAAUCAACUUGUAGUUGGGAUAAUGAUAAUUCCUUGUGUAGAGAUCGUUAAUGCUCAGAUUCUGAUUAAUCCAUAAAGACUGAAGAGGGCUGUCGACAAUACUUAGCUACAUGUACACUAAGUCCAACAGGAAGUGGAUGUGUGAAUGAGCCAACAUCAUGCAAAGGGUACAAAACCAAAGAUGCUUGUAGACGUUUAGUGUCUGAUCCAAACAAUAUAGUCAUGUGCGGUUGGAAUGGGUGUGAAAAUAGAACUUGUUUGAAUGCACCAAUUGCCGGUUCAGGGUAAUUAUAUACACAUAAAUCAUGUAACUCUUAUUUAAGUACAUGUACAUUGAAUGCAGAUUAGACUGGUUGUGUUGCUCAGUUUUCAUCCUGUGAUUAAAUUAAGAAUUAAGUAUAAUGUGCAGACACCAUUUUAAUAAGUGGGACAAGAUGUUAUUACGAUGUUUCAACUGACAACUAUUUCUGUAGAGACUUCAGAUGCACUGAUGAAAACUCGUCAUAAAUGACUCAUGCAAAAUGCUAGGCUUUAAGUAUUUAAUGCACUCUUGGUGAAGUUGGGAUGGGUUGUGUUGAAAUGUUAAAUACUUGUUCAAACAUCAAAGAAAUGUAGUAAUGUGAAGGAACUAUUUUGAGCUUCAAUCGUUAUUGCAGUUGGGAUACAACCAUUGAAAAUUAAAACCCAACUUGUAAAGAUAGAGCCUGCAAAUAUAGUCCUUUUAAGGGCUCUUCUGCUAGCUGUGAGAAUUACUAAGAUUCCUGUACUCUUGGGGAUCCUGAGUUAGGAUGUAUUGAAAAACCUGCAUCUUGCAAUGGUCUAAAUCAAAAACAAUGUGUGAAUGUUAAAUUGAUCAAUGGAACUUAUUGUUCAUUCAAUAGUACUAUCGUUGAUGAGGCUUUAUAAUGUCGCGGUAGAGUUUGCGCUGAUGCUCCAACUAAAUAUCAGACUGAUGCCCAAUGUAAAACCUGGCUACCUAGUUGCACAGUAAGAUCUGAUUAAGCUGGUUGUGUUGAUGAACCUUCAGAUUGUACUUUAAUGGUUAAAUAGUAAUGCAUCACUUCCAAAGGAGUUACUUGCUUCUGGAAUGGCUAUGCCAAUCCUUCCAACUGCAGAGUGGCUCUGUGCACUGAUGCAAGCAAAACCUUAUAUACAAGUGAUGCUCUCUGUAAAACCUAUAGAUCAGAUUGUACGGUUGCUAAGGCAAACGGAUGUAUUACAUAACCAACUUCCUGUGCCUCGUUGGAUUAAGAUCAUUGUCCUAGGAUAACAAUCUAUGCGACUGAUAAGGAGGCUAGUGAAAAUAAGUGCAGUUGGAAUCUCUCGGCUUCAGCAUGUUAAGAUCGAGUUUGUAGUGAUGCCCCUACGACAAUCAUUACAGAAGAAGGCUGUAGAGGUUGGCUCAAAACUUGCACUCUUGGAUUGACCAAUUAAGGUUGUAUUAUUGAAUAGACAUCUUGCGAUUUAGUAUAAACAUAGAAUUAAUGUUAAGUGUUAUCUGAUGGUACUAGAUGUGGAUGGAACGCAGGUUGUGUAAACAGAACAUGUUCCAAUGCUCCUGAUAUUUAUACCUCUGAUGAAUAAUGUAGAGCCUAUCUUUCAACUUGCACUGUGUAAGCAGAUGGAAUUGGCUGUAUUAUUAGAGCAUCGAAAUGCACUGAUAUUUUAAUCGAUAGACAAUGCAUUAAAAUAGAUGAUAGUAAAUUAUGUCAAUGGAAUUCCUCUAAAAUGAAAUGUGAAGAUAGAGCAUGCACUAAUGCUCCUAAUACUUAUAUCAAUCAUGAUCUAUGUAUUGAAUACUUACCAACUUGUACAGCAAAGGCAAGUGGAGCUGGCUGUUAAUCUCUAUCUGAUAAGUGUUCUACCUACACAUCUAAUAAACAGUGUGUGUUAACAUUGAGCUACACUGGAUGUCAAUGGGUAAUGAUUUCAGGAAUAGGAUAAUGUCUAGAUAUUUACGAAUCUUGUUCAUCUUACAAUAUUGAAGCAUCUUGCACUGCAUAAACAGAUAAAUCUAAGUGUAUUUGGUUGAAUGGAUCUUGUUAUAAUAGAGAAUGUCAUCAUGCACCCAAAUACUUUUCAACUCAUGAGUAAUGUCAGUAUUAUGGAAAUUGUACUACGAAUGGGCAAGGAUGUAUAAAUUAUACACCAUGCGAUCAAUAUAAAUACACAGAUGCCUGUGUAUAGGGACUGAGUGGAAAGUGUGUACUUGUUAACUAAUGUCAAGAUAUCAGUUGUGACUUAGCCCCUGUUAAUUAUAAAACUCAUUCUGAUUGUCAGGCAUUCCUUUCUACCUGUACUACGAAUGGAAACGGGUGCAUUGAAAUCAGGAGAUGUCAAGAUGCUUAUGUGGAAGAAGCCUGUAAAUUCAAUGCUAGUAAGUUAGAGUGUGCUUGGGUGAAUGGAAUUUGUUAUGAUAAAAGUUGCGACACUGCUGAUACGACUAUUCAAUCAGAAAAAGGAUGUUAUGAUUACUAUCCUGAAGGCAAUUGCACAACUAAAAAGGGAGGAGGGUGUGUGACAAAAGGCAAAUGCAAAGAUGCAUAAGUAGAAUCAGCGUGCAUAUCGUAAUCUGAUGGAUAGAAAUGCUCGUGGCAAAAUGGAAGUUGCUAAUUGAGAUCAUGCACAGACAUACAGGGAUAUGAUCAUUUAACAUGCAAUACAGCUUAAGCAGAAUGCACAACAGAUGGAUUUCAAUGUACAAUGAUGAAAACAUGUUCGAACACCCUGAUUGAAUAAGCCUGUAUCAAGGGAACUGAUGGACCUUGUCGAUGGAGUUAGGGGAAGUGUUAUAGAUAUACGAAAUGUACAGAUCUCACAUAUCCAACUCAUGUUAAGUGCAACUCUAUACAUCCUUAAUGUACUACCAAUGGGAUUAAUUGUGUUUCCAUCACAAAUUGUUCUAACACACCUAAAGUUGCUUGUUUUAUAGGUAUAAGCAACAAUUAAAUUGGAAAAUGUAUUUGGACACCAAUGAAUAUAAAAGCAUCAGCUUCUUAUCAAUGCAUUGACUUUAAUGAUUGUGCAAAUGCUUUAUAUCUAAAUCACAAUGAUUGCUAUAAUUACUCCCUUGGUUAGUGUACAAGUGAUGGUAUAAGUGGAUGUAUUAAAUUGGAUAACUGCACAAAGUAUACUGUAGAAUCCGCAUGCUUCAUCGAUUAAGCCGGAAAAACAAUAAAUUCAGCUGGAGCAAUAACAUCAACAGGAAAAUGCAAAUGGUCAGAAGGGAAGUGUGUUGCCUAAGGUUGUUCUGAAAUCAUUGGAUCUAAUCAUGAAGAUUGCAAUAGCUAACUAAGCACUUGUACUUAUAAUGGUAAGAGUUGCGUUGUAUAAGGGACAUGCAGUACCUUUACAACUAGUGAUUCCUGCAUAACUGCCACAGGUACAGAUGGGAAAUGCUAUUGGGAGAGUGGUGUUUGUACAGCUAUGAAAUGUGAAGAUUAUCCUGUCACUUUAUGUUCACUUUAUUCAUCCACUUGCAUUCAAGACGGAUCAUCAUGUGUCUCAUUGAAAGAUUGCACUUCAUACAAAACUCAGUCUGCUUGUGAUUAUGGUAGUCCAACCAGUGUGUGUGCUUGGAUUAUCACUUCAGUCAAUAAUAAAGGCAAAUGUGUCGAAGUGACUACCUGUACCAUAGCAACUGUCUACGAAAAGGCAUGCAGGAGAUUAUCUGAUAGAUGUUAUUGGUAAUCCAUUGUUGUUGCCAAUCAAACUGAAUACAUCUGUUCUCCCAAGACUUGUGAGAUACAAACAGAUUAGACUUGUACAGGAUUUUAUGACUGGUCUCUUAAAUCUUAUACGGUGUGUUAAUUCAGUCCUCAAGGUAAAUGUGUGUCCACUGAACCCAAUAGUUUAUCUUAAAAUGAUUGCCCUAUAGCUACUUUAUAUCAAUACACUUGGAAUCCAACUACAAAUAAAUGCUCAAUUUGCAACUCAGUUCAGACUAACAAUUCUAGCAAUUAAAACUAAUCAAAUUCAGCUGAUAGUGGUUCAACAAUCAUCUUAUCGAUUAUAGUUCUUAUUCUUGGCUUUAUAAUUUGA